AUGCUGAACACCAUAUUUUCUCUUUUCCAGAAACGUCCAUCUAAUAAUACUCCAAUGAUUAUGGAUGCUGAAAAUAUAUCGAACGAAUGUUUCGAACAAAUCUUCCAUCGAUUGGACAAACAGUCGCUUGUGAAUUGUAUCUUGACCUGUCAUCGUUUUGAGCAGCUUAUUUCCAGCUGUGCGUUUUGGGUAGAGCAUGCUCGCGUUCAAGGCAUUCCAGACGUUUUGCCAUCUCUAGAUUGGCGAAGAGCAUCGAAUAACAAAAAAUUUGGCGGCAAUGGAAACAACGAGAUUGAUGUAUCGACUUUUAACUUUGAUAUGAAGCGAAUUGUUCUCAGUGGUCGUGGUUAUUCUCCAAUUACUCCUCUCUUCGUUUCUCACUUUGAAGCUGCUCGAGAUCACACUAUUCGAGGUGUGCUUCGUUCGGACGAUUUUUCGAUUCGAGGACCUGCUGACGGAAUCAAAAUGGAAAUCGAUGGCGGACAUGGAUGUAAGAGUCAUCCUGAUGUAUCAAAUUGUUUUGCAUUUUCUUUCACUGCCGGCACUAUAAGUAUUUUCAUUGAUCUCAUCCACUCCGGAAUUGAUGCUUGGGUUUUGGAUCAUGUACGUCCCAAGAUUCGAAUUUCACAAAAAGUUAAUCACCGCCAUGACUGCUCUGCGAGACUUUCGUUUGCGGCGCAACUGAAUUACAAUGAAACGCAGUGGAUCCAAGAAAUCGGAAUGCGCCAAACUACAGAAAAUAUUAAUCAAAAAAGAUUCAAGUCAAUUCACAGAACUUGGGAACAGUGGACCGAAAACAACUGGGAAGAUUUCGUUAUUGAAUUUGACGACUAUCCCUCGGGAAUGCGUCACUUGACAGUUUUGAAUGAGGGACAAGAUGGAAUGUUCUGGGCAGGUUUCUUUGGUCCGAAAAUCGCUAACAUUCAAGUUCAAGUGAUAAUGCCAGAAACCCCUGUUGUGAGAUCAUUCGAGGUGGAUACUGAGAGAUGUCGCGAAGAUGAUAAUCCGAACGUGGAAGAAGAACCUGGUAGAUUCGGAGUACCAUUAUUCAUUCGUCAUCGCCGAAUGUGGGCCGUACCACCAGCGGUUGCUCGUCAAGCCGAAGAUAACGACGACGAAGAAGACGAUUAA
This is a messenger RNA of Caenorhabditis remanei, 1131 nucleotides long. RefSeq lists its product as uncharacterized. NCBI's taxonomy places the organism in Eukaryota, Metazoa, Nematoda, Chromadorea, Rhabditida, Rhabditidae. The transcript is spliced from 5 exons. Gene Ontology annotation, biological process: glycoprotein catabolic process; SCF-dependent proteasomal ubiquitin-dependent protein catabolic process. Bases 1 to 1131 code for a protein of 376 amino acids. Gene Ontology annotation, molecular function: protein binding; ubiquitin protein ligase activity. Gene Ontology annotation, cellular component: SCF ubiquitin ligase complex; cytoplasm. The record is from RefSeq and is a predicted model, not a curated record.